Messenger RNA from Aspergillus sclerotioniger CBS 115572, 1230 nucleotides. RefSeq names its product 1,3-beta-glucanosyltransferase Bgt1 (gene bgt1). Gene Ontology annotation, cellular component: cell surface; fungal-type cell wall; extracellular region. NCBI's taxonomy places the organism in Eukaryota, Fungi, Ascomycota, Eurotiomycetes, Eurotiales, Aspergillaceae. Gene Ontology annotation, molecular function: glucan endo-1,3-beta-D-glucosidase activity; 1,3-beta-glucanosyltransferase activity. Bases 154 to 1068 code for a protein of 304 amino acids. The transcript is spliced from 4 exons. Gene Ontology annotation, biological process: carbohydrate metabolic process; cell wall organization. The record is from RefSeq and is a predicted model, not a curated record.
CGAUUGUUCUUUUUAUAGAGCCUCCCCCUUUCCUCUCUGCAUCAUAGAAAAGCUCCCUGUUCUCUCCCGUUCUUCCAUACCUCCCUCGUCCAACUGCUCUUCUCGUCACCUUGCCCUCUGAAAUAUUUCACUUAACCAUCAACGCACUUCAGCAUGCGUGUCACGAGCUUGCUUCCGGCCUUGCUGGCAGCCAUCCCUGUCGUGUCUGCUACCAGGGGUACCCUCGGACUCGCCUUGGGCAACAAGAAUGCCGAUUCUCAGUGCAAAACGACGAGUGACUACGAGGCCGACUUUGAUGCCCUCAAAGGCGUGACUACUUUGGUUCGCACCUACUCGGCAAGCAAUUGUGCGACUGCCCAGAAUAUCAUCCCAGCUGCAAAGGCAAAGGGUUUCAAGGUCGUCUUGGGUGUCUGGCCCGACUAUGACCAGUCUUUCGACGAGGAUUUCAACGCUCUGAAGCAGUAUGUCCCUGGAAACGAAGAUGUCGUGACCGCCAUUACUGUGGGCUCAGAAUGCCUUUACCGCGGAAGUAUCACUGCCCAGAAACUCCUGAGCCGGAUCCAACAAGUGCAGAACCAGUUCAAGACCGUGACCGUCGGCACUGUUGACAGCUGGAACAAGUUCGCGGAUGGCACGGCUAAUCCCAUCAUCCAGGGGGGUGUCACUUACUUUUUGGCCAACGGGUUCGCCUACUGGCAGAACAAGGAUAUCAACAACGCUCCUGCAACCUACUUGGAUGACAUGUCGCAGGCUGAGAACCACAUCAAACAGAUCGCCGGUGCUAAUGCAGGCAAGAUCCGCUUUGGAAACGGGGAGACGGGCUGGCCUACCGAUGGUGGAUCCGAUUAUGGUGCUGCCAAAGCUGGUACUAAGAAUGCUGAGCAGUAUUACCAGUCCGCUGUGUGCAAAAUGCUGGCCAAAGGCACCGAUGUCUUCUAUUUCGAGGCCUUCGAUGAGGCUUGGAAGCCCAACAGCACCGGUGACAAUGGCCAGUCCAUGGAUGAAAAGCACUGGGGCCUUUUCACCGCCGACCGCAAGGCCAAGUUCAACAUGAAUUGCCCGAAUUAGAGUGCUGCUCGAUAUUCGGAAGUCUGAUACACAUCAACCUGCUCUGUUUUAGAUAUGUAUGUAUUAUUGUCGGACAUAACGGAAACCCUGUGCUGGGACUGUACCUAUGAGCAUCCGAUAGUCAUUGAAUGUCAAUGCAGAUAUUCGGGGUCUUAAGACAAG